Molecule: messenger RNA, 3528 nt
Organism: Medicago truncatula (barrel medic)
Lineage: Eukaryota; Viridiplantae; Streptophyta; Magnoliopsida; Fabales; Fabaceae
Exons: 5
Coding region: 1-3528 (1175 amino acids)
Molecular function (GO): nucleic acid binding; RNA-DNA hybrid ribonuclease activity
Source: RefSeq, a predicted model, not a curated record
AUGACUUAUGGAGCAUUACUUCCUUCUUUGCUCGCACAAAACAUGGUUCAAACAAUACCGUCUCCUCGCAUUCCAGACCCUCUCCGACGCUGGUACCGUCCUGACCUUCAUUGUGUUUAUCAUCAAGGGGCACCAGGUCAUGACGUGGAACGUUGUUUUUCCCUCAAGAAGGAAGUCCAAAAACUGAUCAAUAGCAAAGAGUUAACUUUCACCGACCCUGAUUCUGUAGCCCGGAACAGUCCUCUACUUGCCCGUGGGCCUGCUGUUAACAUGAUCCAAGACUGUCAGGAGGAGGUUUGCAUUCUCUACGCAUGUGAUAUCAAGACUCCUUUGGUACCAAUACAUGUGAAAAUGUGUGAAGCGGCUUUCUUCAGCCACGAUCACGAGGCUUGUGAUAUAUGUUCUGUGGACCCCCGUGGUUGCAAGCAAGUCCAGAAUUAUGUGCAAGGUCUCCUAGAUAGAAAAGAACUUGUGGUUACAAAGGAAAUCAAGAGCAAAUAUGUCUGUGUUGUCACUCCGAAAGCCGUACCCUACAAGUAUGAAGGCACGAUUCUAGAACCCAAAAGUGAAACGAAUUCAUCCUCUGUUGUGGACAAUAUUGCCGAAAGUAGUCAGAUUUUGAGAAGCGGCCGUGUCCUUCCUGCUGUGGUUCAAAAAAGCACUGGUAUUCCGGUCAAAGAACCAGUAAAAGAACGGAACACAGGUAAAGAUAAAUCUUGGGAGCAGCCCAAAGAGUUUGGUUAUGAGGAUGCUGAUGAAGUCUUAAAGCUGAUCAAGAGGAGUGAAUACAGGGUUGUGGACCAGUUGUUACAAACCCCUGCAAAGAUUUCCAUAAUGUCCCUAUUAUCAAGCUCUGGCGCUCAUCGGGAGGCCCUGAAGAAAGUACUAGACCAGGCUUUUGUGGAUUAUGAUGUGAAUUUGGGGCAGUUCGAAAGUAUUAUGGGGAAUGUGACCGCUUGUAAUAGUCUGAGUUUCAGUGAUGAAGACCUCCCGGCGGAGGGGAAGAAGCACAAUCAGGCAUUACUCAUCUCUGUACUUUGCAAAACAGACUCCUUAUCUAAUGUUCUGAUAGACACCGGUUCCGCUCUUAAUGUGAUGCCCAAAUCAACCCUCGACCAAUUGACAUAUUAUGAGGCUCUCUUGAGGCCCAGUAAGGUGACGGUGAGAGCAUUUGAUGGGACCAGAAGAUCAGUAUAUGGGGAGAUAGAUUUGCCAAUUUCAGUCGGCCCGCAUGAGUUUCGGGUCACUUUUCAAGUCAUGGAGAUUCAGGCUUGUUUCAGUUGUUUACUUGGCAGACCAUGGUUUCAUGACACUGGGGCAGUAACAUCCACUCUCCACCAGAAGCUGAAGUUUGUAAGUCAUGGAAAGCUAAUUACUGUGAGUGGUGAGUCAGCCUUCUUGAUCAGCAAUCUAUCGGCGUUCUCCGUUAUUGGUGGUAAUAGUUCAGAUGGGUCGACAUUCCAAGGAUUCUCUGCCGAAGAAAGUGUAGGUAAGAUUGAGACUUGUAUGGCUUCGUUGAAAGAUGCCCAGAGGGUAAUUCAGGAGGGCAAAACUGAAGGCUGGGGUCAGCUAGUGGAGUUACCAGAGAACAAGCGCAAGCAGGGAAUUGGUUUUCCUAACAGCAAGCCGGGGAUGUUCGACCCUACCAGAGGCUCUUUCCACAGUGCUGAAUUCAUCCAUGAUUCGCCAGAGACGAAUUCAAUCACAGAAGAUACACCUGAAGGAGUGGCACCUGUCUUUGUGACACCUGGAGGAGCCUGCUGCAACUGGAUUGCUGUAGACAUUCCUUCUGUGAUACCCCGUUCUAAACUGAACAUAAAUGAGCCCGUUGAACACGGUAACCCCAUGCUUCCUCCCAACUUUGAGGUCCCAGUUUACGAGGCUGUGGUAGAGGAGGAUGAUGAGAUUCCUGAUGAGAUUAAAUGGAUAUUGGAACAAGAAAGAAAGACAAUUCAACCUCAUCAGGAAGAGAUAGAAAUCCUCAAUCUGGGUACUGAGGAAGACAAGAAAGAAAUCAAGAUCGGGGCAUUGUUGGAGGAAUCUGUUAAGGAAAGAGUAAUUGAGCUUUUCAGAGAAUAUUCCGAUAUAUUUGCAUGGUCAUACAAAGACAUGCCGGGUCUAGACCCGGAUGUUGUGGAACACAGACUGCCUUUGAAGCCUGAGUGUCCUCCGGUAAAGCAGAAAUUGAGAAGAUCUCAUCCCGAUAUGGCCCUCAAGAUUAAAGAAGAAGUGCAGAAGCAAAUCGAUGCAGGUUUCCUGGUCACAUCAGAGUAUCCUCAAUGGUUGGCCAACAUAGUGCCCGUUCCGAAGAAAGACGGCAAAGUCAGAAUGUGUGUUGAUUAUCGGGACCUGAACAAGGCUAGUCCGAAGGAUAAUUUUCCUUUACCUCACAUCGAUGUAUUGGUUGAUAACACUGCUAAAUGCAAGGUUUUCUCCUUCAUGGACGGUUUCUCCGGUUACAAUCAGAUCAGGAUGGCUCCCGAAGACAGAGAAAAGACAUCAUUCAUCACAGCCUGGGGUGCUUUCUGCUAUGUGGUGAUGCCAUUUGGAUUGAUAAAUGCGGGUGCCACUUACCAAAGGGGCAUGACCAAGAUAUUUCAUGACAUGAUUCACAAAGAAAUCGAGGUCUACAAAGAUGAUAUGAUCGUCAAGUCCGGUACGGAAGAAGAACAUGUUGAUCACAAGGGUAUUGAAGUUGAUCCCGACAAGGUCGGAACCAUCAGAGAAAUGCCUGUUCCAAAGACAGAGAAGCAAGUCAGAGGUUUUCUUGGUAGAUUGAACUACAUCUCCAGAUUUAUAUCUCAUAUGACUGCCACAUGUGGACCAAUUUUCAAGUUACUUCGCAAAGAUCAAGGGGUUGAGUGGAAUGAUGAUUGCCAGAAGGCUUUUGACCAAAUCAAAGAAUAUCUGUUAGAACCUCCAGUUCUUGUUCCUCCAGUUGAUGGAAGACCUUUGAUCAUGUAUUUAACAAUGUUAUUGUCCGAGUAUGAUAUCGUGCAUCGCACUCAGAAAGCAAUCAAAGGUAGCAUCUUGGCAGACCAUUUGGCUCAUCAACCAAUUGAAGACUAUCAACCAAUCAAGUUUGACUUCCCAGAUGAAGAAGUCAUGUAUCUAAAAGCGAAAGACUGUGAUGAACCGGUGUUCGGUGAAGGUCCCGAUCCUGAAUCUGAUUGGGGUUUGAUAUUUGAUGGGGCCGUUAAUGUCUAUGGUAGCGGAAUUGGUGCAGUUCUCACUACCCCUAAGGGUACUCACAUCCCUUUUACUGCAAGGAUACGAUUUGAUUGCACAAACAACAUCGCAGAAUAUGAAGCUUGCAUCAUGGGUAUUGAAGAAGCCAUCGAUUUGAGGAUCAAGAAAAUCGUCAUCUAUGGUGAUUCGGCUCUCGUGAUUAACCAGAUCAAAGGAGAAUGGGAAACUCGUCAUCCUGGGUUGAUUCCCUACAGAGAUUAUGCAAGACGAUUGCUGACUUCAACAAAGCAGAGCGACACCACGUGUCCCGUGAGGAGAAUCAAAUGGCGGAUGCUUUAG